Nanorana parkeri is the source of this 632-nucleotide messenger RNA. RefSeq names its product centromere protein S (gene CENPS). The record is from RefSeq and is a predicted model, not a curated record. NCBI's taxonomy places the organism in Eukaryota, Metazoa, Chordata, Amphibia, Anura, Dicroglossidae. The transcript is spliced from 5 exons. Gene Ontology annotation, biological process: replication fork processing; resolution of meiotic recombination intermediates. Gene Ontology annotation, molecular function: chromatin binding; protein heterodimerization activity. Bases 91 to 513 code for a protein of 140 amino acids. Gene Ontology annotation, cellular component: FANCM-MHF complex; Fanconi anaemia nuclear complex.
AGGAUUUGCCCCCUCUCCGCAGCCCGUAGUUCGUAUCUCGGCGGCAAAAUUCACCGAGCCUGGUGACUGCUGAGGACAGAGGCGUCUGUCAUGGCGGAGGAUGCGGAGCUGAGACUCCAGCGCAUUCAGCGUUUGAAGGCAGCCGUUCACUACACAGUGGGAUGUCUCUGUCAGGAGGUGGCAGAAGACAAGGAAAUCCAGUUCAGCAAACAAGCCAUCGCUGCAAUUUCUGAGACCACCUUCCGGCAGUGUGAAACAUUUGCAAAAGACCUUGAGAUGUUUGCGCGGCAUGGAAAAAGAUCCACAAUCAAUGUGGACGACGUGAAACUUCUUUCUCGGCGGAGUCGAUCGCUGCAUGCGCACAUCAGCUCAUACAGUGAAGAGGUGGCUUCCAACAACCAGGAGCAGAAAGAGAAGAAGAGGAAGAAGAAAUCAGUGGUGGCUGGGAAGGGAAAGAGGCAAUCGGAUGGCGAUUCUGCAAUGCCGGACACAGAGGAGCCGGCCAUGGAGUGAAGCAGUCGCAUCAUUUAGAUAUUUUAUUUUUUCUAAUACUCGGAACGUCCCCAGUGACAGGUCUGAACGCACUGUGUACCCUGUGUAAAUAUAAAGUAUAGUAACUGGUAAUUAUUAUA